AUGUCCAACUCCACCAGUGUGCCCUUCACCAUCCCGAGAGCGAUCUCCGACUCGCCCUCGCAGACCCUCCUCAACAGCCUGAACGAUGCCGCGGGCCUGGUCAGCUUUGCGUCCCUCCUGACCCUCGGUCUCCUCGAUGCCUGGAAGCUCUCGUUCUCCUAUCGGUCCCUGGUCCAGCUCAUGAUCUACACCGACUGCAUCGCCUUUGUCCUGCAGUACUGCGCCUUUUCGCUCGCCGACCCGACCGGUGUCAACAGCUGCAACUACAACAUCCUGAUGAUGAUGUCCGAUCUGGUCUGGGUCUUCAAGGAUGCCUUCAAAAUCUCCUACAUUGUCUGGAGAACCCUGUUCGUCACCAACGUCACCAAGGGCCGCUCCGGACUGUGGACCCAUGUUGGAGUGCAGCUCUCAGGACUGUUCUCGGUCAUCCUGUACAUGCUCUUCAACUACUCGGCCUACAACGGAUUCAACAUCUGCGGGUCUGCCAACGCCGUCCCGGCCUCCUACCGGGAUUGGACUCGCCCUCUCCUCUAUGGCUACUGGGUUAUCCUCGAUCUCGUCUGUACUAUUGCGCUGCUCACAACCAUCUACAAAUUCUCGGCUUUUGAGCGCGACAACUCCUACAACAACGGCAAGUCCCCGCUCUCCAAGGUCAUCUUCAGAGAGCUCACCCGUGUCGUCAUCACUGCCGGCGCCGGUGUUGCCAUCUGUGGAUGCACCAUUGUCGAGAGCAUCCGCGGCGGCGGACAGAUCCUUCCCCUCAAGGCUCUCCUGUUCACCUUGUCCCAACACGUCCUGUUGCUCAGUGUGAUGAGAUAUGCUCCCGGCUCGGAUGAUGCCAGCAGCGCUCACUCGCCUCAGUACUGA
This is a messenger RNA of Polychytrium aggregatum, 867 nucleotides long. RefSeq lists its product as uncharacterized. Bases 1 to 867 code for a protein of 288 amino acids. The record is from RefSeq and is a predicted model, not a curated record. The transcript is spliced from 4 exons. NCBI's taxonomy places the organism in Eukaryota, Fungi, Chytridiomycota, Chytridiomycetes, Polychytriales.